Molecule: messenger RNA, 2389 nt
Organism: Polypterus senegalus (gray bichir)
Lineage: Eukaryota; Metazoa; Chordata; Cladistia; Polypteriformes; Polypteridae
Product: gastrula zinc finger protein XlCGF26.1-like
Exons: 6
Coding region: 292-1863 (523 amino acids)
Biological process (GO): regulation of transcription by RNA polymerase II
Molecular function (GO): RNA polymerase II cis-regulatory region sequence-specific DNA binding; DNA-binding transcription factor activity
Source: RefSeq, a predicted model, not a curated record
GUAGCGUCCCAAAACCUGUGCAGUCCGCUGGAGGCAGAAGAGAAAACGCUGUGCUCGUGUGGUUGAGUGACUCGGUUUUCUCACAAUAUUUCGAAAGAAAAUUAUCCCGCCUUCAGAUCCGCCCAUAAUGUUUCCGGUCUGCAACAAUACCCUUCUCGCCAAGCAUCGUAUGUGACGUCAACAAUAGAGAAGAAAACAAAACUGGCGUGCACGUGCGUUUCGUGUCUUUAACUUGUGAGCAGUGAACUAGAGAAGUGGAACGAGACGGUUGAAUCUCGAACACACAACAGCAUGUUACCCAGAGGCAGAAGAGAAAAUGAAAAAGCUGAUGUUUUCUGGAACAUCUCAAUGGAUAUGAAUCAGGAGAGCUGUGAUGUGGACAGAAAUAUCAUGGAUAUUAAGGAGGAGGACGACUGUGAGUUGGAGUCCAUGUACCUUAAACAGGAAUGUCUGAGCAUCAAGGAGGAGAACAGUGAACUGCAGGCAGUUGGCAUUAAAGAACAACCUGAAGAGAAGUCUGUCAGUAUUGAGGCACACAACCAUACAAAUCUGGACAGUGUAAAAGAAGAAAACCUUCAUGGUGGGUGCCAAGAUGGAGUGGUGACCAGGUUAGACUCUUCUCAAAGCAGACACUGUUCAUCUCCAGAGGCUUCUGUCAAUGUGAAGACUGAAUCAUUACAGUCUACACCAAAGAGGACUAAGAAAACUACAUCUGUUAGAGCUCAGGAAAAUCUACCACCAUCUAUGGAUAAGUCUGGAAAAAGAAACAAAGAUCAGUGCAGUUUGGAAUCUGGAAAAAAAUUCUCUGGCAGGAGUGCUCUUCAGAUCCACACUACAGUACACACGGGAGAGAAGCCAUAUUGCUGUACUGAAUGUGGUAAACAGUUUUCACAAAUGAGCGAUCUUCAGAGACACACUAGAGUUCACACGGGAGAGAAGCCAUAUUGCUGUAAUGAAUGUGGUAAACGGUUUUCACAAAUGACUAUUCUUCAGAAACACACUAGAGUUCACACGGGAGAGAAGCCAUAUUGCUGUAAUGAAUGUGGUAAACAGUUUUCACAAAUGGGCCAUCUUAAGAUACACACUAGAGUUCACACCGGAGAGAAGCCAUAUUGCUGUAAUGAAUGUGGUAAACAGUUUUCACUAAUAUACCACCUUAAGAUACACACUAGAGUUCACACGGGAGAAAAGCCAUAUUGCUGUAAUGAAUGUGGUAAACAAUUUUCAGGAAUGAGUAAUCUUCAGAAACACACUAGAGUUCACACGGGAGAGAAGCCAUAUUGCUGUCAUGAAUGUGGUAAACAGUUUUCACGUAUAAACAGUCUUCAGUCCCACACUAGAGUUCACACGGGAGAGAAACCAUAUUGCUGUGAUGAAUGUGGUAAACAAUUUUCACAUUUAAGCAGUCUUCAGUACCACACUAGAGUUCACACGGGAGAGAAACCAUAUUGCUGUAAUGAAUGUGGUAAACAGUUUUCACAACAUAGCAGUGUAUCUAUCCACACUAGAGUUCACACGGGAGAGAAGCCAUUUUGCUGUACUGAAUGUGGUAAACGGUUUUCACAAAUGGGCCAUCUUAAGAAUCACACUAGAGUUCACACGGGAGAGAAGCCGUAUUGCUGUAAUGAAUGUGGCAAACAGUUUUCAGAUUUAAGCAGUCUUCAGAGACACACUAGAGUUCACACGGGAGAGAAGCCAUAUUGCUGUCGUGAAUGUGGUAAACCAUUUUCAGAAAUGAGUAAUCUUCAGAAACACAUGAGAAUUCACACUGGAGAGAAGCCAUUUUGCUGUACUGAAUGUGGUAAACAGUUUUCACAAAUGGGCCAUCUUCUGAAACACACUAGAGUUCACAACAGAAUAUAAAGGGUAGUAGUUCAAAAAUCAGUCCCUAAAAACAGGCAUCCUUUAGGACUCAAGAAUGAGGUUUACUCCUGUCCUGUAAAGUAAGCAAACUAAACCAUUGUGGACAAAUUAAUCUCGGAGAGAAGCCAUAUUGCUGUUUGGAAUGUGGCAAUCAAAUCUGUCAGAGAAGUUCUCUUCAGAGACGCACCAAAAUUCACACCGGAGAGAAGUACAACUUAACUGUCCUGACUAAAGAAUGAGGUUCACUCCUACCUGGACAGUAUGCACAUGUAACUCACUGGAAUCCAUCCUACUUAGUGUUGUGUCAAAAACAAAUCAACACAGAUGACAAUGAGGAGUUUAUAUCCUUUUUCCUUUUCCAGAAACAAAAUAAAGAACACGGCGUCAUUCAAACUGCUUCUCACCAAGCCCUACAUCCUCCACCAAUGCGCCUAGCUCUGUUUUCAUAACAAACGUAUUACAUAUAAAACUAUUUACAAUAUAUGGUACACAUUUCAUCAGAAAAGAACUCUUUACAAUAUACAUA